This is a messenger RNA of Limanda limanda (common dab), 1374 nucleotides long. RefSeq names its product purinergic receptor P2X, ligand-gated ion channel, 5 (gene p2rx5). Gene Ontology annotation, cellular component: nuclear inner membrane; plasma membrane. Bases 1 to 1374 code for a protein of 457 amino acids. NCBI's taxonomy places the organism in Eukaryota, Metazoa, Chordata, Actinopteri, Pleuronectiformes, Pleuronectidae. The transcript is spliced from 12 exons. Gene Ontology annotation, biological process: response to ATP; monoatomic cation transmembrane transport. Gene Ontology annotation, molecular function: extracellularly ATP-gated monoatomic cation channel activity; purinergic nucleotide receptor activity. The record is from RefSeq and is a predicted model, not a curated record.
AUGGCAGGCUGGGGUCUCUUCUUCGUCUCUCUGCUCAACUACAAGACAGAGAAAUAUGUCAUCGCAGAGAACAGGAAGAUUGGAAUAUUGUUUCGUCUCUAUCAGCUGGCCGUACUGGGAUACAUAAUAGGGUGGGUGUUUGUGGUGAGGAAGGGCUACCAGGAGAGAGAGGAGGCCAUCCAGACGUCAGUCAUCACCAAGCUCAAAGGUGUCACACUGACCAACAGUUCAGAAUCUGGGCUCCACCUCUGGAGCGCUGAGGAUUACGUCAUACCCCCAAAUGGCGAGCAGGUGUUCUUCAUAGUAACAAAUUACAUAGAGACGCCCAAUCAGAGACUGGGCUUCUGUGCUGAGAGUUACAAGGUGCCUAAUGGACGAUGUCUCAGUGAUGAUGACUGCGUGGAAGGGGAGGCUGUAACAGCCGGCCAUGGGGUGAAGACCGGCCUGUGCAUAAACAGCACCGGGACCUGUGAGAUUCACGCCUGGUGUCCGGUCGAAUACACCAAGCGGCCCGCAGAGCCUUUACUGAGCGAGGCAGAAAACUUCACCAUCUACAUCAAGAAUUUCAUCCGCUUCCCAAAGUUUGAAUUCUCCAAGUCUAACGUCCUUGAAACCGCUGACGACAGCUACCUGAAGAGAUGCUCCUACGACAGAGAGAAUCAUCAUUACUGCCCUAUCUUCCGCCUUGGAGAUCUGGUCAGCUGGACUGGACACGACUUCCAGGACAUGGCUGUGAAGGGGGGGUCUGUUGGGAUCCUUAUCGAGUGGAUCUGUGACCUGGAUAGGGACUCUUCACAGUGUAAUCCACAUUACAGCUUCACUCGUUUGGACAUGAACUUGAACAACUCAGUCACAUCAGGAUACAACUUCAGAUAUGCCAGGUAUUACAAGGAUCAAAAUGGUGAAACCUAUCGCACUUUGUAUAAAGUGUUUGGAAUUCGCUUCGACAUAAUGAUCAACGGCAAGGCUGGAAAAUUCAACAUCGUUCCCACAAUAAUUGCCAUUGGCUCUGGUAUUGCCCUGCUGGGUGCUGGAGCCUUUGCCUGUGAUAUGAUUCUACUCUACAUGAUGAACACGAGCUCCUUCUACCGAGAGAGAAAGUUUGAAAUCAUCAACUUCAAGAAGGACCGGACCAAAAGCAAGGAAGGGAAGACUGGACACCGGGAGAGGAGAGCCAGGAAACCAGGGGCAGAGAAAGGUGUCGGCAACUCUAGCAAAGAGGAGGAAACUGAAGCCAGUAAGGAAUCUUCUCCCACAGCAGAGGAAAAAAAGGGUCCCACCAUUCCACGCAACACAGGUCAAAGAUACAACUCCGCUCUCCCCACCCACGUUUCAGAGCAGAAGAACCACAUCACGUUCUCGCCAAACAGUUAA